CGAGUUCUACCUUGAGCCAAGUUAACAGUUGCCGAUUAACGAUAAACACUUUUUUUCUUAUGUUGAGAACUCCCAUCUAACCUAACUAUAUCUAUUCGUGUCCGCCUGUCUACCCACGUAACGGAGAGCUUUCAUCCCCUUUGUCUUGUCCGAUGAUCGACGACUGCGGUAGUACGAAAGAAUGGAAGUUGCAAUUACAUCCCCCAAUUGUAUCUUCAGACGCGUAACCACAUUCUGUUUUUACCUCUUCGUCGCCGGCGUCACCAGUGUACGCGGCGAGCAAAGCGCGGCCCAGAUUAUACGGCCAGGGGCGCAACAAACCUUUCACUAUCAGGAUACCGUUGAAGUUGCAUACGAGUCUGAUUUCGCGAGGCCCUGGAUAUCUACGUGGUGCGAGGUCGAUGGUUUAUCACAAGAAAAAAGCAGAGAGAGGGUGGACGGCUACAAUUCUUCGGCAUUCAUACAUUUGUCAUUUGAAAAUGGUAGUCCGUGUUGGUUUGAGCUGUACUCGAUCGACAAGAGGGAUUUCCAAAGUGUCAGCAGCCCGGCUUUCACCUAUAUAGCGACUGAGCCCAGUCAGACAACUGUUGUAACUGAGCAAUCAGAUUCAAUCUCAGCAGCAGAAGACACCAGUAUCACAUCAUCAACAACCACACCUCAAAAACCCGCCGCGGUAGCCCCCACCGCCGACGCAGAACCGGGCAACUUAGUUCCCCGGCAUAACCCAAUGAUCAACACGCACGUCGUGAUCGGGGUGGUAGCAGGGAUCGGCGGCAUCGCCUUGGGGGCAUUAGCCGGCCUCCUAUUCUGGCAGAUCCGCAGAGGGAAGUCCUCCGGCAGCGUGCAGUCCGAGCUACAAGACAUCGAGGCCCAGCAACGGCAACGACAGCAGCUGGAGCGGCACCACCCGGACCUAUCCGGCCCGCCCUCCGACCGCACCUUCGUCAACUACUGCCACUACUACCCAUCGCCCAACGCAGCACUAGCCGAGGCAGGGGCAGGGGACCGGGCGUCAUCGCGGUCCUCGGACGAUCGCACGAUGCACGAGGAGCAGCAGCAGCAGCAGCAGUUCUCGCCCAUCUCGCCCAUCUCGCCCAUCUACCCCGACGACUCGGCGUCUUGCUACCACCACCGCGACCGGAAAGAGUCCGCGGAGCUGGACAAGGCGUACGCGACGGACUUCGCGAUGGCGGACCCGCAGAUCUGGAACGACCAUUUGCGCUGUCACGUUCCAACGAGCGAGGAUGUGACGGUGCCGUCUGCGGAGAAGAAGAAGGAGGAGGAGGAGGCAAGCCAGGCGGGCUCGGACACAACAACAACAACAACAACAACAAUAGAUGAGGCGACGAGGAGGACAUAUCGACACCAGCCACAAGAACCACAUCGACAACGACAACGACAACAAGAUCCUUCCCAAGAAGAAGAAGAAGAAGAAGAAUAUGUGCCACCACCCCGAUAUAUCAAUCAUCCAUAACAAAUUCAAAGGAAGACCAACAAAAAGGAAAAAGGAAAAAGGAAAGGUGAAAAAAAAAACCACCGCGAAAACACUCAUAAAUCUACCUAAGUAGUAAAUAAUACAAAAGAGAUUAUCACUACCUUUCAGACACACACACACACACAUACACACACACGAGGCAUAAGGCGUCGAAACAAGUCCAUCUAACUAACUAACUAACU
This is a messenger RNA of Hypoxylon fragiforme, 1677 nucleotides long. RefSeq lists its product as uncharacterized. Bases 182 to 1474 code for a protein of 430 amino acids. Lineage: Eukaryota; Fungi; Ascomycota; Sordariomycetes; Xylariales; Hypoxylaceae. The record is from RefSeq and is a predicted model, not a curated record. The transcript is spliced from 3 exons.